AUUCAUAAAUCUGUCCAGAACAAACCUAACAAGCAUGCAUGGAUUCUCUUGGCCAAUCUCCCAAUUAGCAAAUUUGCGGCAACACAUUUUGACAACAGCCACUUAGCUGAUGAGAUGAAGGGAAUGUCUGGUCUCCUUCAGAAGAUAUUGUAUCAUGAAUGUCUUCGCAUUGUCCUGAAGCCACUUCAUGAGCAUCAUCGGACAGGCUGCAUAAUCAGACCGGUGCCCCUGCUUGAUGUGCAUGGAAUGACCUGCACUUGCAUCCUAAUUCUAAUGGCUUGGAUUGCGGAUCUUGAAGAAGUCCUUGAUCUCCUUGGUCUUUGUUGA
This is a messenger RNA of Cantharellus anzutake, 327 nucleotides long. RefSeq lists its product as uncharacterized. The record is from RefSeq and is a predicted model, not a curated record. NCBI's taxonomy places the organism in Eukaryota, Fungi, Basidiomycota, Agaricomycetes, Cantharellales, Hydnaceae. The transcript has a single exon. The annotation marks the transcript as partial.